UAAGCGCGAGCGUUCCUUCAUCACAACAGAGACGCUCCGCCGUUAAGUCGCCUUUCACCGGGAGAAAAACGUUUGUUUACCGCCUCUGCCAGUUCCCUGCAUGACCUGGUCUUCAGGGGGGCUUGAUGUUAGACGUCUUCGCAUCAUGGAUUUACUGGUAACGUCUGUGUGUUUAUUCUUCCUUCUGUUACCGGGCCGGAGUCUCGCAGAGCACCGGGGAUAGAGGCCUCCGCGCGCCUGCUCGAUUAACGGAGAGCCCGCGCGGAGCCACAACACACAGGGGCGGGAAAUCAUUCGUGUUUUUGGCAGAGGUCAAAAGCUAUUCAUCUGACUGGGGUCGAGGUGCAGCGGCUGGCGAAUUCGGAACCAGUCGGGACCGGUGUUGAUGUGGGGUAAAAUGGAGACCCCGACGAUCAUGUACGAUCUGGAUACCUCCGGCGGGCUGAUGGAGAAAAUCCAGACCCUGCUGGCUCCACCCAAGUCUGAGGAUGGAGAGAAAAAGAACAGGAAGCCGGACAGGAGCACCAGGAGAUCUGGAAGGGCCAACAACCAUGACACCUGUGACAGCUGCAGGGAAGGAGGAGAUCUGCUGUGCUGUGAUCACUGUCCUGCUGCUUUCCAUCUACAGUGCUGUAACCCGCCAUUGAGCAGAGAAAUGCUGCCCCCUGGUGACUGGAUGUGUCAUCGCUGUACCGUUCGCAGAAAGAAAAGGGAACAGAAGAAAGAGCAAAUUAACGGCCUUCUGGAGCGGCAGCUGGGGAAGCAGACUCCUCCUCCAGCUCCUGAGCAGGAUUGCGGGACGUUACGGCUGAAUCCCUCUGUGGGGACGGGUGGCACAGGGCUACGGACCGCCGUUGCACAGGUGCGACUCUUGGAGAGACGUCCCAGCAGCCGACCUGCGACCCCCAACUCCAACACUUCUUCAGCAGACACCCCCACACCAUCCGAGCAGAACGACAUGGAAGACCUCCUGGAUGUGGAGGAUGAGACUCAGGGUUCGGAGCCUGAACUCUCGAAUACCACAACCACCCUCAAAAGACCAUUUGACCUCCUAAUAGCCGCCGCCAUGCAGAGAAACCCCACGCAGUUCCAGCUUCCGAAUGACCUCACCUGCACAACCGCACUUCCAGGCACCAGCAAAAGGAGAAGGAAAGACGAGUUAUCCAGCAAGAGUGUUAAACGGCCACAACACGAGCUGGACAGUUGUGGACUGGUUCCACUGCCUGUUAAAAUGUGCUACACAUGCAGCAGGAGCUGCCGAUUGGCUCCACUGAUCCAGUGUGACUUUUGCCCUCUCUUAUUUCACAUGGACUGUUUGGACCCGCCUCUCACUGCCUUCCCCACGGGCAGGUGGAUGUGUCCCAACCACAUCCAGAACCUUGUACUGAACCAGAGAUCCUUAACCAUCAGCAACCGUUGCCAGUUAUUUGACCAGUUUCAGGACUGUAUAUCCCAGCAUGCAGUCAAGCUGGACUUCCUCCAGCGGAUACAUCGACAACACCCCCCUAUACAGCGAUCAACUCAUGCCCAAAGCAAAAAGACUUUAAAGGUUCCAGAUGCCAUAAAGUCACAGUAUCAGAAUCCACCUACUCUGAUGGCAUCGGCAGGGGUCCGUGAGGGAGAACUGAUCUGUACGGGCCUUCCAGAAGCUUCUGUCCCACAGCACUUAGCCAGUGAAGACGAACAGCGUCAGUGGCUCAAAGACAUCAUCUCACUGCAGUGCAGCAUUAUGAGGCAUUUAAGGAACAGACAAACAUCUCAUUGGGAUUCAGAGCGCACAGAAAAGACUGAUCUGAAACUCAGAGACUCCUGCCAGAAUGCAGCCUCGCAGGGCAGCCAGAACUCUUCGCCAAAAGUUCCCUGUAGCUCAUGUACUGAGGGACUGUGUCCGAAAUGUAAGACCACAAACGGCCCUGUAGACCAAUCGGUUCGGUCCAAUGGAACACAGGAUCCUGUUAGAACCCAAAACAAGAGUGUUGACCGUGAAACGCCCUGUUUACCCACGCCCAGUCCACCCAAUCAUGCCAAUUCUGGAGCCAUGAUCAAGGCAGAGGAUGCCAGUUUAAAGUCUCGUGGUGGCACUGAUGUCCCUCCUCCUGCUCGUGUCAAAUCUGAGCCCCAAACUCCACAAUGUGAUCAUGCUAAAACUCCACCGGCUUCAGAUGCAGCUGUAAAAGUCUCGGACUCCACUGUGUGUACAGGAGCACAUGCUGUUAAAUCGCAAAAAUUUACCUCAGACGCUGGGUCAAAUGGACAGAGAUCUCCAUCUUCUUGUGGUGGAAAGUCCAGCUUGGACUCAGUGAUGACAGGAAGUGGGGACAUCUCCUCUUGCACAGAACCCAACAUGUCAGAGCUGUCCGGGCGGAUAAAAGACAUCAUGCAGGGCAGUGGAGAAGUUGAGCUUAACUCAUUGGAUGAGAAAUUCAUCAAGCUUUUGGCCUGGCAGCGGAUUCAGCAGCUUUUUGACUCAAAAACAUCUCCUGUUCAGAGCAGUUCUCCUUUAUCCGUUUCUCCGGCUCAUAGGAAACACGGUGAAGCCCAAAACAGGGAGGUGCAGGCGAGAGCUUCGUUCUGUUCAGUCUCAGGAAAGGCUGUCAACAUGUGCUACAGGAGUCUGCACAUCGGGACAGGUGCUGAUAUGGACGUGUGCCUUACAAACUACGGGCAUUGUAACUAUGUUUCAGGGAAACAUGCCUGUAUAUUUUAUGAUGAGAAUACCAAGCAGUAUGAAUUGCUGAACUACAGUGAACACGGGACAACCGUCGACAACAUACUAUAUUCAUGUGACUUUUCGGAGAAAAUGAGCCAGAGUCAGUCCAGCAAUCUUCUCACCAAAGUGCAGAACAUCAUCCGACGCUGCAGGAAAAAGGAGCAAGAGGAGUCUCCCAAUGGUGUUCCCUCAGCAAAAGAAGCCACGCAUAUGAGCUGCCAGUCCCAGGACGCUCCAGUCACUCCUUGUAACUGUAAAAACAGCGGCUCCCGUAUGAUCGGAGGCAGUGGUGCAGGAUGGGAAGGCACUGCGCUCCUCCAUCAUGGAAGUCAUGUCAAACUGGGCUGCUUGCAGUUUAUUUUCAGCAUCGCAGAGUUUGCCAACAAGCCACUUAAAGAGGAGCUCAGCGCCUGCAGCCUCGCUCCCACACCUGGCCAACAGGGGGAGCAGCUGAGCAAAUCUACACCCAAUCCUCCGCCACAACACAACCUUGCAACUUAACCCUGUACAGUUCAUACGGUUUGCGAACUAUUCUAAUGUUCAUACUCUUGCAUGAGAUGACGUUUUUCUAAUUCCUUUGGACUUUUUUUUGGCAGAUUGCACAUUUUUUGUGUCUCAAUGCAAGACUUGCAUUUUUAAAGGGAAACUUUGGUCAUCAGAACCGUUGAGCAGUUUUCACAUGUAAAGAUCCAAACAUCUUCUAUUUUGUGCCAGUAACAAUAGUUUUUAUAUAAACAAGCGUCUUCUUUUUCCCUCUCCCAUGAAAACGGAUGCUUUUAUUUAUGUCCUCUGGAGCGAAAAGUGAGGAGACUUGUACAUAUGUUUAUGUAUAUGUGUGAAUAGACAAAACCACAUGAUUCAGCGCACAAAGUGCUCCAGUUUGUACCAUUUCUGUCGUGCACCAUUUGGUCCUUUAUCUGUCUGUUUCAUGUGUUCUGUACGUUUUCACAAGUUCUUGUCAAACGAUGUAAAUACAAACCAUAUUUUAAAAUAACCUGCUUUAGAAA
Danio aesculapii is the source of this 3717-nucleotide messenger RNA. RefSeq names its product PHD finger protein 12a (gene phf12a). The record is from RefSeq and is a predicted model, not a curated record. Gene Ontology annotation, molecular function: protein binding; transcription corepressor activity. Lineage: Eukaryota; Metazoa; Chordata; Actinopteri; Cypriniformes; Danionidae. Gene Ontology annotation, biological process: negative regulation of transcription by RNA polymerase II. The transcript has 15 exons. Gene Ontology annotation, cellular component: Sin3-type complex; nucleus. The coding region runs from base 386 to 3211 and encodes 941 amino acids.